AUGGCUAUAUUAGAUAUUUAUUAUCAGAAUGUUCGGGGCUUAAGGACAAAGACGAAUGACGUUUACAAUAACAUUCUUAUGUCUAACAUUAAGGUGAUAGCUUUUACUGAAACUUGGCUCAAUUGUAAUAUAAAUAAUUCUGAACUGAUGGACUCUCGUUACGUAAUUUAUCGUAGGGAUAGAGUUAUUACAGCCACGUCCAAACAGGAUGGGGGAGGAGUGUUGCUGGCGGUCUCUAAAGAACUCCAUUCAAGGAGAAUGCCUGACUGGGAGAGCGCAGGCGAGGAUCUAUGGGUUGUUGUUGAUGUUGAUCUUUGUGGUAAAUCUGAGAAGUUGGCUUUGUGUGUCGUUUAUCUACCUCCUACGUCUAGCACGCAAAUGAAGUUAAAAACCUUGAGUGAUUUUUUAAACUCUGCCAGUCGCGUCUUACUAAAAAUGAAUAAAGUUGUCAUAUGUGGCGAUUUUAAUUUAAGUUUUAUUGAUUGGGUGUUUGAUAAGGAUACGCUGCAGAUUAUUCCUAGCAAUUAUAAUAACUCUAUUGGUACCGCGUUUUUUGAUUUUAUGCUUACUAAUAGUUUGAAUCAAAUAUGCGCUGUUCGAAAUUGUGAUGAUAGGAUCCUGGACCUGGUCCUUACUAAUGUUACUGGUGGUUCGGUUGUGCAAUCUUCAGACUUACUAAGUAGGCUUGAUCCGUUCCAUCCAAGUUUCGAGAUAACAUUUAGCCUUUCACCGACGUGUUUUUUGCGUCCAGUAUUGGGAGAUUAUCGUAGUUUCUACAAAGCUAAUUAUGAUAGAAUUCGGCAGCACCUGGGCGAAAUUGACUGGAGCAAGCGGUUUAGUCAUUGCGAUGAUGUCGAUAGUAUGACAUUAUCUUUCUAUAAUGAAUUAUAUAGUGUCAUAGACGCUAAUGUGCCUUUGACGACUAUGAAGAAGUCUAGGCAUCGACCGCCCUGGUAUACUAACGCUCUGGUGGGAAUGCUCACCGAAAAGGAAAAGAUUAGAAAAAGGUACGCCCGUUAUAAAAAUCCCCGUGAUCAUUUGGAGUUAAAAAUUUUGAGAAACCUUUGCCAUAAUUUAAAUAAAACUUGUUUAUCUCGUUAUAAAAGACGCAUGGAAGAGAGUAUUCAGAAGAAUCCCAAAACUUUUUGGCGUUAUAUAAAUAAAAAACGUAAUGGCGAUAACUCUGUUCCUUCUGUGAUGUAUUCUGGUAGUGAGUCUGCGAAUUCUGGUCAAUCUAUAGCGCAGUUAUUAGCUGAUCAUUUUUCCUUAGCCUGUAGUGAUUCUCAGCCUGUUUUACCGCUGUCUGUCGAAUCAAGUUUUAGUAAUAUUCUGUCGUUUGGUAAUAUGUUAAGCUUGCACUUUACGGUGAAACAGGUUGAGAAGGGUCUUGGUUCUCUGAAACCGUCAGGGGGUGCGGGUCCUGAUAAAGUUCCACCAGUUUUCCUAAUUCGUUGCCUUGUUGGCAAGGGGACUAACUAUAUCGGAUCAGAAAUCAAAUUAUUUUAUUCAGAUUUCGCACACAGAUUCACAGUAAAUACAUUACAGACUAUCGAUCAAAUGGUGGCUGAAAACUAA
Messenger RNA from Melitaea cinxia (Glanville fritillary), 1575 nucleotides. RefSeq lists its product as uncharacterized. Bases 1 to 1575 code for a protein of 524 amino acids. The record is from RefSeq and is a predicted model, not a curated record. NCBI's taxonomy places the organism in Eukaryota, Metazoa, Arthropoda, Insecta, Lepidoptera, Nymphalidae. Gene Ontology annotation, molecular function: catalytic activity. The transcript is spliced from 2 exons.